Messenger RNA from Hyphopichia burtonii NRRL Y-1933, 1827 nucleotides. RefSeq lists its product as uncharacterized. The record is from RefSeq and is a predicted model, not a curated record. Bases 1 to 1827 code for a protein of 608 amino acids. Lineage: Eukaryota; Fungi; Ascomycota; Pichiomycetes; Serinales; Debaryomycetaceae. The transcript has a single exon.
AUGCACCGUCAUUCUAUUGCAAAUAAGAAGAGAACUAAAGAGGCAAUACUGUCGGUGCCAAAUUUUUUGAAUGCUUCUAAGGAACAAAGUAAUCUACGAGCAUUCGAACGAUUAUCAAGGGCUUAUAAGAUAUUGGCCAACAGGAAGCCAUUGAAGCAUAGUGUAAGUGAUUGCUACAGUUACUAUAAAUCAAAAGAUGCCAUAUUCGCUGAUGAUUUAAUGACGUAUCCCAAGAUCAAUAAGAGUCUAUUGAAACUCUUGUUUGACAAUUUUGAUAAAUCCAGCUCGAUUCGUAUAAUACUCUUGAAUGAUCUAGGUUCAUUGUUGAUCAAGGAGCAAUUCAAUUCAAUUUUCACACUAGUUAAAGAACUAGGUUCGGAAGCAAAUGCUUUCACUGAACACAUCAUGGAAGAACUUUUGACGUUAAGAUCAGACUAUAUGAGUAGGAAAAAAUUAAAGGAAAGACUAGCAUUUUUAAUCAUAGUCCAAGCAACCUUUUCUGGAGAGCAUAUGUUGGCUACCAAAUUGGCGUUGGAUUUCUAUAAGCUGGAGAUUCAGUUUAAUCCAAAUGUUCUUAAUGUUUUACUCAAAUCAUUGUCUAUCGAUAAAACUUUACAUUUCACUUACAAUGCGGUUGCGAUCAUGAAACUAUUAGAUGUGUUUGGAAUGGAGUUUACUAGUACCAAAAAUCUCAUUCCUUUGGCUGAUUAUAUGUUAGCGGAAAAAGGUGUUCCAUACUUUGCUAAUAUUUUGCAUGACAAAUUACUUGGUGAAUGUUUCAUAGAUGAAGAGUCACUUUGCAAAUUCAGUGAGGUUUCCAGUCUUUUAAUAGGCAGAAAUUUGCAAGUUGGUAAUUUGGAUCGAGCUCUUAAGGCGUGGUUUAAGCUACAUAAUCUAGAUAAAGAUUUUAUUACACUGAAUUUAGACUUGCUCUCUAAGUUACUCGAUUCAUUGAUUGCAUCACACAGAUACCAGGAUCUCGAAAAAUUAUUGCAUACAUUACCACAAGAAGCAUUUGGGAAUUUUGAGAUUAUGGAAAGAGUAUUAAAAUACUAUGGUUGUGUUAAAGUUGACCAAAGAGUUUUUGAGAAUUUGGUGAAUAAGCUUGAGCCCCCCUUAAAUAGACUGACAUUGUCUGUUUUAUUGGAAGCAUUCUUAAUGCAAAAUAAUGAUGUUGCACAUGAUAAAAUCUUGCCAUCUAUACUUAAACUGAAGAAUGGGAUUAAUCAUAAUGAUUUUAAUGCAAUUAUUUCCAAAUUGCUUCGUCAACAUAAUUUAGAAGAAAGUAUUUCUAUGACAAAUGGAACUGAUGUUAGAAUAGCCAAGACAUCGUAUAUUAGCAUUCUUAAAUAUGUUUUAUUUCAUCAGGAUGUUGAAUUUCAAGUGAGAACUCAAUUUAUCGAGCGAAUGGUCAAAGAAUUCAUGCAUUUAACAAAAGUUGAUGAUGCAUUGAGAGAUCUAGCUAAAACCAUGUUUCAGUACAUACUGAAUAAGAUUAAUAAUCGAUUAAGCAGAAAAUUUUACUCCAGUUUCGCUUAUAAAGGUUUAGUUGAUUUAGGGAGUGAAAAAGUAUUCGAUUUCAGAGAGUUAUUUUUCCCCCAAUCAAUUGAAGGCUUGAUUUUAAUUGAUGAUCAAAAUAGACUUGACUGUUUACGUAUUAUAGGAGAAAGAGCAGUGAAAGACCAAGAUUUUGAUAUGAUCAAAUGGACAAUGAAUGAAAUGAGAUUAACAGGAAUGAUCCUCAAGGAUAUCAUACCGAUAUUUCAAAAAUUUGAUCCAAAAUUUAUGGAAUCGGUCUUUAAAAAACAAGUAAUCCAAAACUUAUGA